ACCGAUCGCCAUCAGUCGAUCGGUGUUAGCCGUCGCGUUGCGGUUGCUCGGACUGCUCCAUUCAAUCGCGCGCGCUCCCGCUCGCUCCCGCUCUCUCUUGCUCUCUCUCUCUCUCUCUCUCACGCGCCAGGAUUACAGGAUGCUGCGGUGUUGCUGUCGCUGGUACCUGGUGGUCGGAUUUGGGCUAGCAGUGGCCGCCACCGGGUUAAUCUUUCUGCUCGGCUGGCGCGAUAUCUUCAACACGCUCGUGAUGGAGGAAAAGUCCCUGGCACCCGGGACACCAUUCUACAAGGAGUGGCGCCGACCAACGAUCCGGCCAGUCUGGCACAUCGAGCUGUACAACUGGACGAACGCGGCCCAGUUCCUCGAGGGCGGCACCACACGACUGGUGGUGCCCCAUUUUCAACCGAUCGGACCGUUCGUCUAUCAAGAGCACACGGAACCAGUCGAUGUGAAGGUGUACGCCACCAACGCUACAAUCGCUUACCGGCGGCGUACCACGUUCCGGCGGGUGGACGGUGAUGCUGGGAUGACCGGAACCCGGAACGUAACGACCGUCAAUCUGGCGCUGCUCGCGGUAGCGUCGCUGGCACGGUCACUGGACCACGCCACACAACGGGAACUGUCCUUUCUGCUGCACAGCCUCGACCAGACGCUCACGAUGACACGCCAGCCCGGGGAGCUACUGUUUACGGGCUACCGGGAGCCCCUGUUGGGCCAGGUGCGCCAUCUUGUCUGCGGUGAACGGGUGGCUCCGGGGGCCCUGUGCCACGGGGAUCGCACCGAACGGGUUGCCCUCUUCCGUACCUUCAACUUGACGCGCCGUCCAGCCGAUCAGCAGUACCAGCUCAGCACAGGGCUUCCGGGGGGGCCGUACGGUAUGGUCAGUGGACCCACGCAACACUGGCAGUCGGACGAUUGUGGCACUGGUUCCGAACGGGACGGUUUCAGCGGUUACACCGGCGAACUGUUCCCUUCACGCACACUAACCGACCAACCACUGCUGGUGCUGGUGUUGCCCGAUCUUUGUACCCGUGUCCGGUUGCUGUACCACGGUGAGAUGGAGAUAGACGGUAUCGUGGGUGCUCGGUAUGAAGCGGAACGCCAGCCACCUUCCUCGGACGCUGGUUGUGUCGAAUCGAACCGGACUGCCAGCAGGGGUGGUGGUGGUGGUGGUGGUGGUGGUGGUGGUGGUGCUGGCAUGCUCAACACGUACCGGUGUGCCGGAUUGCCACUGUACGGUGCCACACCGCCCAACGGAACAUCUCCUGGCACCUAUCUGGUGGUGGAAACGGUGACGGGUAUCGUGCUGGAGUCGUCGAUCGGCAUGCGGUACGAGGCCCGGCUUGAGCCGAGUAGCCGGCUUGCCCUGCUCCAGGAUGUGCCGACCGUGCGCGUACCGGUGGUCGAGUUUCGGCGCCACUAUCGGCUAGAUCCGUUGUUGGCCACUCGGUUGAGGCAUCUGUUGCGGGUGCUGGAGGCGGGCCACCGGGCUGCGCUUGCCGGUACGGGGGUCGGUUUGUUUAUAGCGGCUUCCGCCGUCGUUUACGCGCUGGUAGCGCACCGGAGGCGGAGGAAUUCGGGUGGUGGUGGUCGUGCGGUGGCCCACAAACCACCACCGAGCGCUAGCGAGUAUCGCGUUGUUGCCAUGCGUCUAGACGGCGGCGCCGACAGUUGAGUGGUGAUGGGCCGGGGUUAAGGAGGGGAUUUUUCCUUCGUGACAUUAGUUUUUUAAAAUUUCCCCUGAAUACUGAUCCUUUCAAGAGUAUUGUGUUAAAGUUUUGGAUCAAUCGAAGCGAAACUGACAGAGAUACAGAUUUUUGAACAGUCGCACGCAACUCAUGCAUUUGCAGACACGCAUUUCUAAAUUGGAUGCCAUGGACGAAGUUUUGCACAAAACUUCUCCAAAAUUGUACCAAAUAUUCUUCAAAAGUUGUAGUUUAUUGUGGCAUUUACUGGAAUAUAUAUAGGUUGAUAGGUUUUUUAGAAACAAAUCAUCAAACAUGAGCCAUUUUUUGGUAGGAUUCAAAAGACUUCAAGCGACGAACCCGGUUUUGACAAAUCCCCAACGUGUUUUCAAAGGCGGUCGGCCCAUCCAGUACCGUAAAAACUACUGGGCCGAUCGAUUUGAAAUUUUUAACACAUAAUCUAUCGACUAUUUGCUAGGUAGUCCCGUUGAGAUUUUAUAAAAAUCGUUGAUACUUUUUCUUUAAACAAAUCGCCAAAAAUCGUGGCUUUAGGCAAAAUCGCAAAAACGAUCACUUUUUCAACUUCAAAAUGCUGCCAAAAUUCGAAAAAUAGGAAAUUCAACAAAAACUUAACGAGGCUAGCUAGAUAAAUUUAUAAUCUUUCGAAUGAGUAUCGAUUUGUACGUUUCUGAUGACCCAUCACGUAGCUACGACCUUCACAAAUUGGAUGCCAUGGACGGAGUUUGUAAUAAAUGUUCCCCAAAAAAACCCAUCUAAAAACUCUUGAACAAUUGUAGUUUAAUGUGACGCUCAGAGGAAAGAAUAAAGUU
Molecule: messenger RNA, 2518 nt
Organism: Anopheles aquasalis
Lineage: Eukaryota; Metazoa; Arthropoda; Insecta; Diptera; Culicidae
Product: protein peste-like
Cellular component (GO): cytoplasm; membrane
Molecular function (GO): scavenger receptor activity
Source: RefSeq, a predicted model, not a curated record